Messenger RNA from Elephantulus edwardii (Cape elephant shrew), 1425 nucleotides. RefSeq names its product collagen alpha-1(III) chain-like. NCBI's taxonomy places the organism in Eukaryota, Metazoa, Chordata, Mammalia, Macroscelidea, Macroscelididae. The coding region runs from base 1 to 1425 and encodes 474 amino acids. The transcript is spliced from 8 exons. The record is from RefSeq and is a predicted model, not a curated record.
AUGGUCCCGGCGGCCGCCACGGGAGAGGGGGCGUCGGGCAGCCGGGCGAUGCGGGGCGCUGCGCGGUGGGGUCGGCGGCGAGAUCGCGGGAGGUCCGGGCCCGCGCUCCCGGGAGAGAAGGGCAGGCGGGGGCGGCGGGAGGAGGCUGCCGGUCGGCCAGGGGAAGGGAGGCCGAAGGUCGGAGGCUUUCCCGCGGGUGGGCGGGGCGGCAGGGGAUCCCCGGGGGCGGGAGGCGGGGAGGCCACUGGCGGCAGCAGGGGGGAGGGGGCGUCUCCAGAGGAGUCCGAGGCCAGGGCUCGGCUGGGCCGGGGGAGGGGCCGGGGACGCCCGGGGCGCGAGGACCCAGCGGGCGGGCCCGGCCGCCAGCCCUCCCCCGGGGCAGGCCGGCCUCACACUUGCGUGGAGCCGAGUCCCGGGUCUCCCCGGUGGGGCGGGCCCGGCCGCACCUCCCCCGGGCCAACCUCCUGCAGCUCCGCCCCGCCCGGCCGCGAGGGGGCGGGGGCGGAAGCAGGGACGCCGGCCCGGAGGAGGGGCGAGAGCGAGGAAAGCCAAGGUUAUUCCAGAGGCCGCUCCAAAGCCCGCGGGUGGUUCCCAGAGCUGCAGCUGCGAGCGCAGUUAACCCCUGCCUCCCCGUCUGACAGCUCAAGGCACCGUGGGGAGGGGACUUGGGGACCCCAGCGGUGUUCCUGGCUGGGCCGCCGACCCGGCGGAAGGAAAGGGCCACCGGCCGGAUGCCCUCCGCCGCCGCCUCCUCAAGGCGACCCUGCGGUCAAGCCUGACCCGCACACUCUGCCAACUCUGCCCCACGCCCCGGCUGUCCCCAUGCCAGACACUAGACAAAAGAGCCUGCAAGAAACUUACCCCAACUGCCACCGCACCGCCUACAUUGGUUUGCGCCGCGGGCUGUGCGCGGGGCCGGAUCCGCUGCUGGCGGCCCUUUUGCGUGCUGGCUCCAAGAUCCAGAGGCAGGUGGUCUCGGGUCUCCGUUUUGAAACAAUGUGCAGUUUCUCUUCGAAAUUAGUCCUGCAGCUUUGCAAAGACAAGAAUGAGACUCUGAAGAAAAGAAAUUCUUGGCGGCCCAGGGACCGAGUGACCAGGUGGAGAAGAUCUGAGCAUCGCUUCACGCACCUGGAAGCGAGGAGCAGGAGGCUAAUAGGGCCAGGAGUAACGGAGUCCAAAAAGGAACAUGCAGGGAAAAAUGUCAGUGUGGAAAAUGCCCACCAGGAAAACGAAGGCCGGCAGCCUGGAGGAAAUGGCAGGCGAGGACGAACUUGGCGACUUGCUCCUAAGGGAAAUGAUGCAGAAAGAUACACGGAGGAGAGGAAAGAAGUCAGAAGAAAGAUAAAAGAGCAGCAGAUGAAGCAUUAUAUGUGCUCCCAAAUUCCUGAACUGGACAACCAUGAGGAGUUUUGCCUUAUACCUUGA